GGGUUUGCGUAUUAACUACGGUAUAAAGGCUGUAUUUUUCCCGAACGAGGCUUAUCGCAUCACAAACUUAGUACAUAAUAUUAUCACUUGUAAGAUUAUGAUUAACCAUGUAAUGGAUGUAAAAUACAUAAAAUUAAAAUUUCAAUCAUGGUUGCAUCGAUUCGAGCCGGCGACUGCAAGAUUGUAUGUUCUUACUAUGUUUAUUUUUUAUUGUUGGCGUUGCAUCGACAUGUACAAAUAUGUACAUAGGUACAAACUUCGUAGUUAAUGGAAGGUGUUCUUUCUCAUGAAGUCACCUAGCAGUCUUGGUCAAGACGCUGUCAACAUCGCUGGUUGAUACGCGUGUUUUGUGCCCGGAAAUGGGCUUUUCCGUUUGUGUCAUCGGCAGCGUGCAGCCGACGUUUAGUUGCUGUCGUGACCAUUGUCGGCUUUUUCUGGGGGAUCUUUCCUGUACGAGCACCUAGUUCAUAAAUCGUUUUAACGGACGUUUAUAAGAAUUAAAACGUUUCACACAUAAGUUUUAGGCUUAAUGUGCGCACAAUUUUGUUUUACCGGAUUGUUUGCUGUGCUUGGUACAGCUUCGAAAAGUUUUUUUUCGAUCUUGGGGAUCUAAUUCUCCUUUGGACAUUUGAAGGGUGUUGGCAUUGAGUGCAGACGCUGUGCAGUCGAGCAUUUCUUUAUGAACACGAGAUCCAUUUGGAUAGUUGGGACAAUAUGGCUUCGCAGAAUCGGCGUUUCCGGGAACCAUGGGAAGUGCUUCGGCAUCUGCACCGGGGCUCGUCGGAAGUGGACUGGUGCGAGAGUAACUACGUGGUGUCCCCCACCAUCGCCGAGUUUGUCAAUACCGUCAGCAACAUUUUGUUUAUUGUUAUCCCGCCGCUGCUCAUCGUCCUUUUCCAGCAGUAUGCUAACAGUGUUAAAAACAAGGAUAUCUACCUGAUUUGGACGCUGCUCAUUGGGGUCGGCUUGGCCUCCGCAUAUUUCCACGCCACCCUGAGCUUCGCCGGGCAGAUGUUAGACGAGUUGGCCAUCCUGUGGCUAAUUUGUGCCGGUUUCGGGAUCUGGAUGCCUCGGCGCUAUCUGCCGUCGUAUCUCCAAUCUAACCGCCAUCUCUUCAAGUGGACUAUGUUCGGACUGACGGUGUUUGGCAGUGUGCUAGCCUGUGUAAAACCAGUUAUCAAUGCUUUCGCGCUGAUGGCGUUUGGAUUGCCCAUCACUGUUCUUCUCGUUAUUGAGAUGCGAAGAUGUCGCAAUGCCCGUAUCCAUCAACUGGCCUCGCGUACCAUGGCCUUAUUUGCCGCGGCUGUUAUCUGUUGGAUUAAUGACAGACUCUUCUGUGACGUGUGGACGAGAUUACAUUUUCCUUAUCUGCACGGAUUUUGGCACAUCCUGGUGUUCCUAGCUUCCUACGCUUGCUGCGUUCUCUUCGCCUACUUUGACGCCAAAGAAGUGGCACCACAACUGGCGCCCCGGUUACGGUACUGGCCUGUGGACACAUUUGAAUUUGGGAUUCCUUACGUGACCCUCGAUGAGACGAGCGAGGAUCAGUCGCUGGCAAAACUCCAUCACUUUUGAUUGGAACCCGAAAAAGAAUGAGACGUGACCCGGUGUGGUCUGACUAGCACGUUACCAAAAAUAAUAAUACGUUUCUCUCCUAAUUAGUUGAAUCAGUACCGUAUGUCUGUGAUCUCAUUAAGAGUCCAGUGCAAAAUUGCGUUUCAAACUGGAUGUAUUUACUCAUGUGGAUGUGCUGUUUAGAAAUUAAUCAUUCUUCUUUUAUUGUCGUCACGCGAGACUUUGUUGUAGACCUGUAGUAUACCCUAUCUUUUCUUUUUAAAUAAAAACCCCAGUUAUAUAUUCGCAAAAUGCGCUAU
Molecule: messenger RNA, 1874 nt
Organism: Paramacrobiotus metropolitanus
Lineage: Eukaryota; Metazoa; Tardigrada; Eutardigrada; Parachela; Macrobiotidae
Product: alkaline ceramidase-like
Exons: 6
Coding region: 715-1575 (286 amino acids)
Biological process (GO): ceramide metabolic process
Cellular component (GO): membrane
Molecular function (GO): hydrolase activity, acting on carbon-nitrogen (but not peptide) bonds, in linear amides
Source: RefSeq, a predicted model, not a curated record